UUCACUCUCUUCUCUCAGAUGGUAAUGGCGGAUAGAGCUCUGCGUCUCUCGCUGCCCCGACCCUCCGAUUUCAUCUUCCAUAAUUUCUCCAAUCCAUUUCCAUGGCGAUUCCAAAACCCUAGUCUCGCUCCCCCUCCUUCUCGUAUCAUCCAUUGCUCUUCCUCAACGAUAGUACUGUUGGUCCCGGCGAGUUUUUCUCCCUCAGCUCGACGGGGUUUCAGCGACGGAAGCGGCGGCGCGGCGGGUGAAGAUGAUGGCGGAGGCGGUUACGGGCGGGCGGAGAGAAGGAAUUGGAGGCGGCGGAGGAAACGACGGUGGCGAUUAGAGGAGCUCCUGGAGGAUGGUUUGGAUGACGAUGACGGCGGCGGCGGUGGCGAUGAUGAUCCGUGGCGAUUCGUGGGGGAAGUUAUAGACAAUGUUUGGAUUUUCAAGGUCCUCAAGUCAUAUGGAUAUCUUCUCCCGUUCAUCGUCAUAUCAUUUCUGUCUGCAACUGGACCCAAAGCUUUCCUCACAGCAUUGGGAGUAGCCGCUGGACCAUCGUUGUUGUUUCUAGCUUUCCAGAAGUUGACAGCCCGGGAUAAACGGCGAACAAAGUCCAGGACAAGUAACCUUGGGCUAAUGGAGGAGGAGGAGGAGGAAGAAGAAGAAAAGAGAAAGAAUACAAGGGUCGGAUACUAUUCAUCACGCUUCGGGAGCAACGGCACUCCAUCUGAGAUGGGCCGUACAGGUAACAGCAGUUCAGCUGGGGUGACUUCUAGUUCUCGGUUUGGUGGGUGGGAUGAUUUGGACAGCAACGGGUCGAUUCCCAAGCCAUCUCACGGGAAAAACGAACCGAUGAGGAAACCAGUAGGGAACAGGAAGAGGACUGGUUACAAGAGAGUAAGAAGAGAAGAACCAGAACCAUUGUUGUUGAGACUGUUGGUAUCUAUGUUCCCAUUCUUAAGCUCUUAGACAAACAUGCUUAGAUUUUACCAUUUUGUUCCUUGGUAAUCUCCAUAAACAAAUUUUCAAUUGUUUGAGACUUGAGAAAUUGUUUCUUGAAACAACAAGACAGUACAGAGGAAGUUAGAAAUCCA
Messenger RNA from Tarenaya hassleriana, 1076 nucleotides. RefSeq lists its product as uncharacterized. The record is from RefSeq and is a predicted model, not a curated record. Lineage: Eukaryota; Viridiplantae; Streptophyta; Magnoliopsida; Brassicales; Cleomaceae. The coding region runs from base 19 to 951 and encodes 310 amino acids. The transcript has 2 exons.